This is a messenger RNA of Cuscuta europaea, 2722 nucleotides long. The record is from the annotation of a GenBank genome assembly. NCBI's taxonomy places the organism in Eukaryota, Viridiplantae, Streptophyta, Magnoliopsida, Solanales, Convolvulaceae.
CGUUGAAUAUGGUCUAUGGAUGGAUGUUCCCAUGGUUACCAAGAGGGAUUUGAGCGAAAAAUCUGGGCCCUACUCAAGUUUUAUCUUUUGUUGAGUGUUUUGAGUUCUUGACGUGGGGCGUGAGGUUAGAUGUGUAUAUAUAUGAUUAUCUCAUCAAGAGGAAGAUGACUGUGUCUGCCAGGGAAUUUCAUGCUGAAGCAGAAGUACCCACUAACCGAACAGCAAUUGAUACUCCAGGAGGAUUUCUUUUAGAAUGGUGGUCAAUCUUUUGGGAGAUAUUUGUUGCUAGGUUUAGAUGCCCUCCAGGAUCUCGCAAUGAGAUUGUAAUAUCAAAAUCACAGGAACAACAGCAACAACACCAAAGUGAUGAGCAGCAGCAGUGUCAACUACAACAACAGAUCCUGCAGAAACACGUUGAACAACAAUUACAGAGACAACGAGAAGAGAAGCGAUUAGGAUGUGCCACUUCCAUUGAAACUCAUUCAAGACCUAGCUGUGUGGCCAUGAAUGCACUAACCAGAAGUAGAAGCUCUUUGCCUGGGCCAAAUAGGAAGAGGCCCAUGCAGUCUAGUGAUGGUAUUAAUGCUGGUCAGCCUUUUAAUCAUAGUUAUACAUCAAUGUUAACUUCACGAACAUGUGGAGACCAACAUCCACGUCACGGAAGUCCUGUUGGCAAUUUAAGAUCUUUUCCUGAAACGAAGGAUCAACCUCAGCUGCAUCAUGUUUCCCAUGGCCCAAUGAAUACAUUGAAUCCCUUAGCAAACCUAAAGUCUGCUUUCCCGGAUGCAUCUUUGACUCAACUUUAUGGAUCAAAUCAUGGAGCGAGUAAUAUGCCUUUGAAGGGUUGGCCUCUGACGGGAUUUGAACGGCUUCAACCUGGACAUCUUCAGCAGCAAAACCCUUUGCUUAAUCCUUCUCAGCCCUCCCAACAACUUCAUCUGCAACAGCAAAUUCAAAGCCUUCUUGGUUCUCAGUAUAUGGAUGUUAGGAAAGUCAUGCAACCACAUUUUUUGUCUAAUUUGGUUCCUGAUUCGAAUUCGCCGGUUCAAGCAGGCCUCCCACUUUUCUCUCAUGCGGAUGAUACACUAAUCAAGCUCUAUCAGUCUGAAUUGGCAAAGGCCAACCAAAGACAGCAGCAAUGUCAAAGGCCAACUGUACUUGGUCAAUACCCAGAAACCUCAAGCUAUAAAAUUGCACAACAAGACAACACGAUUACUGCAAGCAACAGUGCCAUGGAUGCCACCUUUUCAAAUACUUCUAGAGACAAUGAUCAGAUUGCGGCUCUAAGAAAAAGAAAGCAACCAUUGUCCUCAAAUCCAACAAACAGCUCUGGUACAGCAAAUACCACCAUUCGGCCAUCACAAAGCACGUCACCCUCUUCCCCUUCAACCCAUACAAUGGAAGAUGUGAUAUCAUCAGUACCUUUACUGCUUCGAGAUGAUAGCAAGUCGCAGAUAUUUUGCAGCAGUGGUGCUGACACAAAUGCAUCAAGUCAGAUGGCAGACAUUGUCCGUUUUAUAAGUCAUGGAUCUAUGGAUGACAAUGUGGAUUCUUUCCUUGAUAAAAAUGUGUGCGGCACUGAAGAUGCGAUUACUCAAUGCUUAGAUGUUCCAUUCUCAGAACUUGGAAGCAUUGAAUCUAAUGAAGUUAACUGCUGUGAUUUCUCAUGCGAGGGUAAACUUAUUGCAACUGGUGGAGACGGUAAUAAGGUUGUGUUAUGGUGCACAGAUUCUAAAGAGCAAAAGUGUACACUUGGAGAGCACUCAGACAAAAUCACAGAUGUUCGUUUUAGUCCAAGACGGCCACGGCUUGCUUCAUGUUCCCUGGACCGGAUGGUUAAAAUUUGGGACAUACAUAACCCAGGUCAGUCACUGCGAACCUUUACUGGGCAUUCUGCCUCUGUUGUUUCAGUGGACUUUCACCCAAACAAGGAGGACCUUAUCUGCUCUAGCGACGAUGUUAGUGCGAUACGGUAUUGGACCAUUAAGAAUGGUGGUUGUGCGGGAGUUUCUAAGGUUGCUGCAGCCCAAGUGAGGUUCCAACCUACUAGAGGAAGGUUUCUUGCUGCUGCUGUAGGGAAUGGUGUAUCCUUGAUAGAUGUUGAGACCACUCAAACCUGCAGCAGAUAUCCUUUAAAGGGGCAUGCAUCAAAUGUGCAGUCUGUAUGUUGGAGCUCUUCAGGGGAGUAUAUAGCAUCUUUGAGUGAGGACAUUGUUAGAGUGUGGAAAGUUGGCUGUGGGGGAGACCAGAAGUGCGUGCACGAGUUAAGCAUAACCGGGAAAAGAUUCCGUACGUGCACCUUUCAUCCAACACAGCCUUCUGUGCUGGUCGUCGGUUCCCAGCAGUGCCUGGAGCUGUGGAACAUGGCAGAGAACAAGAUGCUGACAAUGGUUGAGGGGCCUAUCUCCACAUUGGCAGUAUCUUCCUUCACUGGUUUAGUAGCCUCUGUGGCAAGCGGCGGCAAUACAGUCAAGUUGUGGAAGUGAUAAGAAUAUAUUUUCGGCCUAUAACAUAUAGAGUGGGGAAUACUUUGUUGGGGUUCAUAACAAUGUAAAGUUACCAUUAUGAAGAAAAUGGAAAGAAAAUAUAGUUAGUUAGUUUCUGGAAGUGGAGGUGGGUUAUUUGUGCAACUAUAUAUUACAUUAUUAUUUUUAGUAUAUACGUGUGAGUGGAAAGACGAAAGGAACUUAAUCAUAUGUUAUUAUGCAUGAAUUAACAAAAC